AGCACGACAGUCGCCGCACAGGUCAACCACACACACACACACACACACACACACGAGAGUACUGCAGCCAUCACUCUCUCCCUGGUUGUCUGUGUGUGUGCUUGGUGCAGACGCCAUUACUCAACAGAUUGAAUGCAUCGGCUGAUGAAUCAUGAUUGAGUGAGAUGGGCCAGAAGUGCAGCAGCCUGUGCGAGAUCAACCUGUGCCUUGCCCGCCCGCCAGACGACUUCCCGGAGCUCCUCAACCCCUUGUCGGGCCACCUCACCCUCAGCUACAACUUCAAGCACGACGGCAGGGCACCGUUCAAGGGCGGCAAGCAGACCAUCUCUCCGCAGGGCCUCCAGAUUCCAUGCGCGCACUCACACGCAGACCCCGAUGAGGGAUCCAUGUGAGCUGAAGACUGACUUGAAGAUGAAUCCACAAUAAAUAGAGUGGAGAUCCAUUAAAUCAAUGCCUUUAGCCUUGUUUGGUGUUCGUGCGUGUGUGUGGUAUGUGUGCAUGCAGCAUCUAUCACGCUAAGGACUACUCCCGGCCGGCCCAAACGUCCCUGACCGUCGCAGGCCGAGUGUGUGUGAGCCUCCCCAAGCACCCGCCCCACCCCUCCCUCCCACCGCCUGGCGUGUGCGUCUUUGCCGUCAACUUCAGAGGCGCAUCUCCCGCCACGCACACACAGACACAGACACAGACACAGACGGCGUCCAUCGACCACCACCCAGACAAGGGCACCAGCAACGGGUCUGGAUGUGGGUGGCGAAGUGGGCUGUACCUGUCGUUCUACGCCUGUGUGGAGGGGCGGGGGCGGUACUACCUGGUGCCGCAGCUGUCUGUUUUGACGGAUGGGUGUGAGGAGGUGCCAAUGGACGAGGAGGGGGACGGAGGGGCACUGGGGCCGCUCACUGGCACAGACGUGGUGGUCGAUUUCGUCCUGGCCGACCACAGAGGUCAGGAGGCGAUGACAUACGAUGGAUGGAUGGAUGGAAGAGUGAUUGAUUGACUGAUGGGUGUGUUGUUGUGGAUUGGAUGGGGUGCAGGUCGUGAUGUGUAUGCGGAUGUGAUAGCGCGGUCGUCUGGGGCCACCCGCCGGCCUCUGCGCGUGCAGCUCCUGUCGGAGGUGGCCUUCAACAACUGGCGGCAGCCCGCAACACUCACACUGGGGUACUCUCAACACUCACUGCUCGGACGGUACACACACGCACACACACACCAUUGAUUGACAAAACAGUACACAUGACUGACGGUGGGGUGUCCGUUCUGUGUCACGAUACAUACGAGUGCAGGGAUACGUCAGUGCAUCUGCAGGCUCUCUAUGUGUCCGAGUGUGCUUCGCCGCACGGUGGUCUGUCUGUCCCCUACAACAUCGCAGCCACGGCGCCUGCCGCCCUGAGAUAUAUGGCCAGAAACCCACACACGGGCGCCUACCACACCGUGAGUGAAGCGGACAAGACCCACACACGCACGAGUGGAUGUAUGGGUGUGGGUGUGUUGUGGCGUGUGUGCCCAGGGGGAGCAGCGUGUGUUGUUCAAGGGCCAUGUGGCGUGGGAGGCCGCCAUGGCCGUCAAAGACAACCUCACCGCACUCCAGGCACGUAACACACCAUCUGUCAAUCCAUCCAUCCAUCCAUGUGUGUGUGUGUGUUUCGCAGAGGACCAAGAGCAUGCCCCCGACUUCCAUCUUCACGUGUGAGCCGUCCCCCUCCCAGCUGCCCCACCAUCUGCAGGAGAAGGCCGACAUCUCAUCCGUGUGGUUCGCGCACGUCGAAAUAAAUUUGCUUACACACCCAGGCACACCAGAGGUCAGCAACUGAUGGAUGGAUGGAUGGAUGGGUGGGUCGACUGACGGCAUGAAUCGCACUUCACUUUUUCUGUUGCCCCCCCAGGGGUGUUUGUAUUUGACGCGGCGCUCGUUGCCCCAUGAGCGUGUGUAUAUGGCGUGUUACAUGACGCUGGCUGAGGCGGUGUGCACGUCGGUGGUGUGGCGGUUCACGUGUGUGGAGGAGGACCGGUCUAUGAUCACCAGCCAAAACAGAGAGUACUUCAACCAACGGUGAGCCGACAAAUGCAUUCUAUGUCUCUUUCUGUGUGUGUGUGUGUGUGUGUGUGCAGCGACCGGCCUUUGUUGAUGCGUGGUGUGGUGUUGGGUUUGGACACCGUCCACGACACGAGCACCAUCAUCCGAGCCGCCAUAUCGCACAAGAACGAGGUCAUCAUCACCGCCACACAUGUGUGUGUAUGUGCGUGUGCGUGUGUGUUGGUUGUGUUGUGUUCAGUACCUGAGUGAGCAGUUGUUGUGUGAGCUGCCCGUGUCUGAGUGGGGGACCACCCAGGUGUACCAGGAGGUCUACGACUCAGGCACACACAUCAUCUACAGGUCAGUCAGGUCAACACACACCUGUUCGCUCCACUCGCCUCGCCCAUCCACCCAUCCAUCCACUCAUGUGUAUGUCAUUCAUUGUGUGUGUCUCGUGUCGUGCAGGGUGACGGUUGAGUAUGGCCGUGGUGUUGUUGGUCGGCAGCAGGCGGUCCUCAAGGCCGAAAUGCCGCACGACGUGCUCGUCCAGCCGCCCAGAGAGGAGUGGGGCGCACAAGACAUUCAGGCAACCCUUGACACCACCCUUACACACACAGGGGACACAUCCCUGCACCUCCUGUCUGUGUCAGCUGGACGGCCUCCCCUUAGUGCACAGCGCCAAGAGGAUGGCGCAUCACAUCCACUCGGUGGCCCUCUUCGCACGGCCGUCGCAUCCGGCACUGAUUGAGCACCACCACCAGCAGCAGCAGAUGUGCAGCGAAGGUGACGACGGUGGCAGCAGGACGCCAGACAGGCUCCUGGGCGCUCCUGCUGCUGCUGCUGCUGGUGGCUUGCCCUUCCACACACCUAUGUGUAAGCACUCACACACAUAUCUGCCCACGGGUCCACUGACGCGGUCUGGCAAAGCAAUGUGGGUGUGGAUGGUGUGGAUGGUUGAUGCGAUGCAGCGUACGAUGGGUGCAACACGAGCAGUUUCCAGUCGCCCCUCACCGACCCAAACCCCGGCUUCCAGGUGACUGACAGGACCUCGCUGACCCACCAGCAGCCACACGCACACAUAUACAUGCUGCGCAUCAAUCCUUCCGUUCAUGUCUGUGUGUGUGUGUGUGUCAGUCUCCGUUGGUGCAGGUGGACGAGGACGGGCGGCACGACGACGACGUCUUCACACCGGUGGGUGGGCGACCUCACUCACGGCCGGGAGGGAGGGAGGAUGUUGUCUGUCUGUUUCUCUGCUGACGGUGUCUGUGUGUAUGCGGAACACACACAUGAAUCAAUCAAUCCAUCAGGCUGAUGGUGCCGAUGAGGAGGGCAGAGGCGCGGGAAUACACGUGGGCCCAACAGAGGACAGCGGCGAUGACUAUGAGGUACUUACACCAAAACGUACAUCUCCUACAUGUCUGUUUGUGUGUGUGUGUGUGUGUGUCAACCAAUCCACCAACCAGCCCAUCAGCCCCCUUGUGACGGCUAUACGGACGGCACAAGACAACACCGUCACCGACACCGUAAGCUGAUUGAAGCACACACGAAUCCUGCCUGUUGAGUGGAUGCCGUGUGCCCUGUCUGUCUGCCCUUUGCAGCUUCCCUUGUGGCAGGAGCGUUCCCCCGCCGAUUGCUGUCUGCUGGCGGUGCUGCCGGUGGCGCCAUUCGACGAGCCGGCAGUGGCGCCGCUGCACGGCGACCAGCAAAUGCGCAAGUGACUGACCAACUCUUAUGUGUGUACAUUAAUUAUGUGUGAAUGAGGCUGCUGGCCGUGAAUAUGUGUCUG
Molecule: messenger RNA, 3794 nt
Organism: Vitrella brassicaformis
Lineage: Eukaryota; Vitrellaceae
Source: the annotation of a GenBank genome assembly